Messenger RNA from Hyaloscypha bicolor E, 183 nucleotides. RefSeq lists its product as uncharacterized. The transcript is spliced from 2 exons. The annotation marks the transcript as partial. NCBI's taxonomy places the organism in Eukaryota, Fungi, Ascomycota, Leotiomycetes, Helotiales, Hyaloscyphaceae. The record is from RefSeq and is a predicted model, not a curated record.
CUAGACAAGUAUAGCCUAUUUUAUAAGCUAGAGAAGUAUGAAUUUAAUAUAAAAGAAGUGAAAUUUCUCGGAUAUAUUAUUUUAUAUAAAGAAAUAAAAAUAAAUAAAACCCGACUAGUUCCGGAAAUAGCUAGGAAAACCCUAGUAUUCCUGGAUUUCUGUAAUUUCUAUAGACGUUUUAUU